This is a messenger RNA of Williopsis jadinii, 2907 nucleotides long. It is a transcript of the gene SFI1, whose product is annotated as Sfi1p. The record is from RefSeq and is a predicted model, not a curated record. Lineage: Eukaryota; Fungi; Ascomycota; Saccharomycetes; Phaffomycetales; Wickerhamomycetaceae. Bases 88 to 2736 code for a protein of 882 amino acids. The transcript has a single exon.
AACAGUUUCGAGGAAGGAUAUGCUUUGACGGGUAUUAAACAUUGAAGGUGUUCUAAGUGACUUAUCGAGGUGCUCGGACACAGUACGAUGGAGCGUCCAGAGAGGGCAUUGGAUACGCAGGAGCUUAUCAACAAAGUGACGCAGUUGGACCUUGGGUCGCCUACUCGUGACAGAGAAGCUGCGACACGAGAACGCGUACAAUGGGAGUCAACAGAUAGUUACCUCAAUGCGGACGUGAACGCGUUGUCCAGGAGUAAAUCGCCUAGACGGUUCAAUGUGAGUGAACGUACUGUGAUAAUAGGCGACGAUUUGGUUCCAAUCACACCGAUACAUCGCACCGUCAGCGGGAGCUCACUGGAGUUGCAGGUGGAUGAUGAUGAUGAUGAUGAUGGUACAGAUGAGCAAGAUCUUCUCGGGCAGCGACAACAAACCACCUCAGUAAGGCAUGUAAUACCCUUAGACUUACACCUGUUGGAGGAGCUGCUGAGUCAAUUACCACUGACUGAAACCAACGCUCAUUUCCAGGGCAUUUUUGCUAACUACAUUGCCAUACUUGAAGAGCAUGAGCUAGACCCUGCAACUGAUAAGUUCAUCAUCACUGUCUAUAACCAACUACGGUCCGGCGGUGAUUAUUCAAAAUUAUACAAAGUUAUAGAUAUCUUUGUGAAGCAUCCGUGUAAUGAAGCGAUGAAACUGUCAAAUUUUCUUCAUUUCAGGGAGUUUAACAAUAUGGCCAAAUUCUUCAAAAUAUGGCUCAUAAAAAGGAGAAAGAACCAUGAAAUGGACAAGAACGUCCAAGUAUGGCAGUUGUACUUGAAGAAGAAAUACAUUGCUGCCUGGUAUUUCAGAUUGAAGAGUGUAACUGAAGAUUACCAAAACAAUGCAGAGAUAUUCGCCAAGGUGAAAUUAACGAUGAAGUUUUGGGAUAUUUGGAGAGCAAACUUUGAAGAAUGCCAGGAAUUAGAAACUGUGUGUGAUUUGCAAACACAAUCGAAAAUAUUGUCCAAAUGGGUUGACAGGCUUAAUUCGUCGGAGAAAGGCAAGGAACUUUACUCUACGAACUUGUUACGUAAAAUAUUCAAACAAUGGAGGUUGAAGUCAAUAACAGUGCAAAGAAUCCUGUCGGUUUUCUUUGCCAAGUGGACAAAGAAAGCGAGACAACUAGAAGUUAUGGAGCAAUGCGCUUCUGAUUUGGAGAUGGCUCUUCUCGGUGGAUUCUUUUUCACCAAAUGGAAAGGUAUCAUGUCUAGAUCGUUAGGCCAGACACAUCAAUUGGAGGAAAUACACAAAGCAUAUUCAAAAGAGAAGUUUUUGAGUUUAUGGAGGUAUAAUUUAUUCUUAAAGUUGAAACAAAACGAAGUCAUCGAGAAGCGCAGGGAAUUUCUCAAACAGUUUGUAAUGAAUCAGUUCAAAAGGAAGUUUGAAAACGAUCAGAAAGCUCAAAAGUUCUUGGACAAUUUACGAGGUAAAUUAAUGGCCAGGUAUUUUGGCUCUUGGUAUUACAAACUAACUCUGAGGAAGUAUGAGCGGUCUAUUGAACAAGGUACAUUUCAGUCAUGGAGAGAGAAGGUAAAGUUGAAAAAGUUGGGAAAGUAUCACGAGGGCUUUGUCCAGCAAAUAUUUCUCAACAAAUGGAUCAAAAAAUAUACCCAGGUGAUGGACUCUUCAGAAUUGGCGAAAAAGGCUAUGGACUCGUAUACCAAGGUCAUUUAUUUCGAAAACUGGAAGCGUAGUUUAACCGAGUUAUGCAUGGAUAGCAAAGCUGCAGACAGAAUGGCCAUCAAGAAGUUCUUUACAAAACUAAGCGCAAAGAAGCGGUCAAUCGAUGAAAUGACCAUCAGAGCAGCCAAUGUAUACAAAGAAGAUCCUUGGAAUACGGUCAAGACUUUGUUCUUUCAGAAGUGGAAUGAUGCGUACGAUAACAGAGUUGAGAUCAAAUUGCUACCAAAGAUUUCAGAGUUUGAAGCACAGAUUUCCAAGACCCGGACUUUGAACGCCUUGAGAGCUUGGUAUGACCGGUACCAAACUUAUCUGGAUCAGGAAAUCUUGUUUAAGCGUGAUUUCUUGAAGGAGACUUUAUUGCGUCCAACAUUUGAUCGUUGGUUACAGCAGUACGAUCUAUUUAACGAUCUGGAACAAAGGGCUAAUGGCAUGAACGAAACAAACCUCUUGUCUACAGGGUUGACAAAGUUGCAGUUGGCCUAUCUCAGGACGCAAGAAUUGCAGCUGUCCCUUGUGGAGUUUGAGGAAGAGAGGGACUUGAAAUUGAGCAUGACGUAUCUUAACCUUUGGUCCAUUGAACUCAUGAAAGCCCGCCGGGACAAUGAGGCUGUUGACAAAUUUAGAUCACGGUGGAGUCGGGCCCGCCUCAGGGGAAUUCUUUCAUUGUGGAGAUCAAAACUAGAAGACACUAUGGAGAGCACCUUCAGAGCACUAAGCGAUGAGUCAUUUGACCCUGAUGAUUCGCCGACGCGGGGGAAGUCUCCAAUUAGCAGCUUUGAAGCCAUGAUAACACCGCAGAAGUUCACUCGUGAUCCAUUAGAGACCUCGAGUCUGUUGUACAGCGGUGGUAGAUCAACUAUGCCGGGAUCUGAGAGAAUAAGGAGAAAGCGCAUGGAGGCUCUUAAGGUGCGUUAUUCACAGGUUAAGAAGGCCAUUCCGAGUCCAUUGAAGAAAGAUAGGAAACUUGAUGAUUCCUUUCUCUCAACUCUAUGGAAGAAUGAUGAACCCAUAUGACGACAACAAUCUCGCUAUAGAAAUAUUUGUUUCAAUAACUUAUGAAGUACAUGCGUUGUAAACUGAGGGGGGGGGGGCAUGAGCUAACCACAGGGGACCAGGAACAUUUUAUCAACCCAACAGAAUGAUGUAGUUCCGAUUUCCGACCACGUCCAGGAACAGGAUUAUUAA